ACCCACUGUAUUUUACAUAGGCUUAAGGCUUACUAUAUAUACACUGAUAUAAAACCUAACCUAUCUCAAGCACUCAACCCAGCCAUCUCUCAUCCCCGCCGUCACUCUCCUCGCCGGCAAGGCAGCGCGCAGCUCACAGAAAAAUGCCUCCAAAGAAAACCGGAAAGUCCUCGGCCCUCUCGAAGAAGAAACCUGAGAAGAUUGUGAACCCACUGUUUGAGAAGCGUCCCAAACAGUUUGGUAUUGGAGGAGCUUUGCCACCGAAGAGGGAUUUGCACAGAUAUGUCAAAUGGCCAAAGGCUGUUCAGCUUCAGAGGAAGAAGAGAAUCCUUAAGCAGCGGUUGAAGGUUCCACCACAGUUGAAUCAGUUCACGAAGACUUUGGACAAAAACCUUGCAACAAGUCUGUUCAAGUUGCUCCUCAAGUACAGGCCAGAGGACAAAGCUGAAAAGAAGGAACGUCUUGUGAAACGUGCUCAGGCUGAGACUGAAGGAAAAACUGCCGAGACCAAGAAGCCCAUUGUUGUGAAAUACGGGCUCAACCACGUUACAUACCUUAUUGAGCAGAACAAGGCACAAUUGGUAGUGAUUGCUCAUGAUGUGGACCCGAUUGAAUUGGUUGUUUGGCUUCCUGCCUUGUGCAGAAAGAUGGAGAUCCCUUACUGCAUUGUGAAGGGGAAAUCCCGUUUGGGAUCGAUUGUACACCAGAAGACAGCAGCUGCAUUGUGUUUGACCACUGUGAAGAACGAGGAUAAGAUGGAAUUCAGCAAAAUCCUCGAGGCUAUUAAGGCCAACUUUAAUGACAAAUUUGACGAGUUCCGAAAGAAGUGGGGAGGUGGUAUCAUGGGCAGUAAGUCACAAGCUAAGACAAAAGCUAAGGAAAGAGUUUUGGCCAAGGAAGCCGCACAGAGAAUGAAUUAGAGAGCAUUUGGUCUUGUUGUGACAUUUUUCCUCAACUAUAUUGUUAGCAGUUUUUGAUUUCUUUGUGAAAAGGACCAUGGAGCUGUUUGAAGUACUUAGUGCGGGUAGUCUUUUUUCGUAUUCUUCAUUUGAGGAAGGAACCUUUGCGGUAAUUGCUUUUAAUAUCAAGUAUUUACCUAAUGAAUUUUGGUUAAAUGAUCUGCCGUUUUUUU
Humulus lupulus (European hop) is the source of this 1132-nucleotide messenger RNA. Its product is annotated as large ribosomal subunit protein eL8y-like. The transcript has 7 exons. The coding region runs from base 144 to 920 and encodes 258 amino acids. Gene Ontology annotation, biological process: ribosome biogenesis. Gene Ontology annotation, cellular component: ribonucleoprotein complex. The record is from RefSeq and is a predicted model, not a curated record. Lineage: Eukaryota; Viridiplantae; Streptophyta; Magnoliopsida; Rosales; Cannabaceae.